CUGAAGUGUCUGUCUGAUUAACUCUGGAGACGAGCAGUGGACUGAUCCUGGUCUAAGGGCAGAAAACUGACAGAAUAUGCUGGAUCUGAGAACAAUCGGAAAGGUGUACUUCCUCCUGCCACUUCUUCAAGGCACAAUGUCGAAUGAGUGGGGAGUUGAAACACCAUCAGAUGUGACAGCACAGAGAGGCUUGUGUGCCCGGAUUCCAUGCCACUACCGUUAUCCAUCAUAUCUGCAUGAGGAGUUGAGGACUGGUAUCUGGUAUAACGGACAAAAUUCAAAGUCUCAUCCUAUAGUCUUUCACUCCAGCGAUCACAGAAAGGAGAAACAGAAGUUCCGUUAUCGAACCCAUCUGUCUGGAGACUUGAAAGACGAUGACUGUUCCCUGGUUAUAGACAACAUCCGUCGGAAAGAUGAAGGGUGGUACUUUUUCAGGAUUGAAUUUGUCGGAGGUGAUCGUUACAGCUAUCUCCCUGCCACGCAGCUCCGUGUUUCUGAUUUCACAGAUAAACCCACAAUAUUCACUGCUGAAUUUGUUGAAGGAAAGUCUGUGAACAUAACCUGCAUCUUCAACACCACGUGUGAUGGAACUUCACCCACCUUAACCUGGGUCACCCCCAUUGAUGUACCACCAUCAGUCUCAAGCAGUGUAACUCGGUGGCACAACACUCUGACAUAUACUUCUGUCCUGACCAUGACCCCAGCGCUCAAACACCAUGGGCAGAGUCUCACCUGCAGAGUCAGAUACCCAUCUGUUUCAUCGGAGCAGACCCUCACACUAACUGUGCAGUACGCCCCACAGAAUCUCUCAAUCACUUCUACCAACAGCGUGAACAAUUCCUGGGUGAAUAUGAAGGAAGGGAUUCCUACAUCGAUCCUCUGCUCCGUCCAGAGUGUCCCAGUGUCUAAUCUAACGUGGAGACAUCUCGGUGUCACACUGAACACAACAAGUUCCAGCAAUGAACUGUGGCUGGUGUUUCCUCAGGUGACCCCCCAGCAGGCUGGAGUCUAUCAGUGUGUGGCGGGGAAUGAACACGGGACUGCGGAGAGGGUCCUCACCCUCAGUGUGGAGUACGCCCCACAGAAUCUCUCAAUCACUUCUACCAACAGCGUGAACAAUUCCUGGGUGAAUAUGAAGGAAGGGAUUCCUACAUCGAUCCUCUGCUCUGUCCAGAGUUUCCCAGUGUCUAAUCUAACGUGGAGACAUCUCGGUGUCACACUGAACACAAGAAGUUCCAGUAAUGAACUGUGGCUGGAGUUUCCUCAGGUGACCCCCCAGCAGGUUGGAGUCUAUCAGUGUGUGGCGGAGAAUGAACACGGGACUGCGGAGAGGGUCCUCACCCUCAGUGUGGAGUAUAAGCCUGAGAUUUCUCGGGACCCAGGAUGCACUCGGACCCCCGAUGUCAUCACAUGUGUGUGUGCGGCCAGAUCAAACCCACCCGGAGAGCUCACCUGGCACCUCCCCCUCGCCAACCUCAGCGGGAACCAGACGCACGGUCGUUUCCAGACGUGGCAGGUGGCAGACGGGCAGCUGGUGACUGGCACGCUGACCUUGGGUGUGGGCGAGGGAGAGGGGGAUGUGACCGCCCUCUGUACUGUCCGAAACCAACAUGGAGAGGUCAUGUUCGCGGUGUCCCUGUGGAUGAAAGGUGGGGUCUCUGCUGUCUGGAUCACAGUGUUACUCACGAGCAAUGUCAUUCUCAGUAUGCUACUGGCUGGGUUCUUCAUCUCCAGGUACAUCCAGAAACGGGAUGCACGGACCAAGGAGACGGCCUUGGAGAUCCUGGACAGCACCGUCAGCUCCACUGCACACUUGACCGCACCUCAGGUACAGGAGACGGAGAGGCAGAGGACGAGCCAGAUCCCACGGGAAGUUUCACCAGUAAUGCCCGUUGGAGAGGUGGAGGAGUGUGACCCAGUGUACGCCAGCCUGCGGGAACUGCCCAGCGGUGGGGGUCCUGUUCGCAGGGGGGAGACGGUUGUGUACGCAGCUUUGAAAUUCCAGUCAAUCGGGCCAGCCUGAAGGGUCGCAGCGGUGGUGGGCGAAGGGGGGGAGGUUGGGGAGAGAGGCUUCUGGUUCUCCGGGAGAUGGCCAGUGCUGUAGGGAACAUUGCAGCCAACUACACAGCAGGAUCCCACAGACCACUGGGUCCCACAGACCCGGGUUACCACCUACUUUCUAAUCAUGUUCAUUCAUAUCAAGCGAAACUGGAGACUCGCUGAUUCAGACAAAUAAAAUCACAUUGCUUUUAUUCAGGGGGCGCAGGGUGCACAGUGAAAUGACAGAAUCGCUCAGGGAAUGCCGCUUGAGAGUGGGAGGAGCUAUUCAGGGGGGAGUACAGUGGAUCACUGUUGGGAAGAAGGACCUUGGUUCCCAUCAGCUGAGGGGUGGGGGGGCCAUGGCCGGUAUUCAUCCCUCUACUUAGAGAUGGCUUGGGUCACCCUCGUUGCUGUGGACUGAUUACCACAUUCCCCACGUGACAUCAGUGAGCGGACUUCAAGAUAUCUGAGUCCUGGGGGUGGGGGGUUGUGGGGAUAAAUUCAGACUGUCCCAGAAGGCUGCUGGUUCCCUCCACCAGGUUACCACCUCAUGUUGGAGUCACAGACAGAGGCAGAAUAACUGGGUCUGUGAGGAGGACAGAGAACAUGUGGGGGUGUGGAGUGGAUGUAAUGUACAAACACGUGUGUGGGCCCAGACUCUGCAGCUCCAAUAUCAUUUGGGACAAAUCUCUGCACUGUGCACAGGUUGCUGAUGGUUACAACGCAGGUACACUGGGCAUGUGAAGGGAAACACUGCAUUAGCAUUAAUUGAUCCAAGUUCAAGGACAGAGAUAUCUUGCCAAAAUCAUACGUGCUCCUGAAACAUUGACCUGUUUCUCCUUGCACAGAAGGUGCCUGGAUGGUUGGAAUAUCACAGCCAGCUCUGGGCUCCGUGUGAAGGGGAGUUUACUCGUGGGGUGGUGGGGGCUCAGACACUGCCUGUGUUUAGUGAUAGUACUGAUUUGUUGGAUAGUAAUGGAACCGGUGGGCAUGGGGUUAGGGGAGGGAAGUGACGAUCAGGUCAAUAAUCAGUUAUAUUAAUUGAAUAAUGGACCAGAGACGAUCUUGUCCUGAUAUUACGGGUUAUGUGGUUUUCUGCUGCUGUAGUUCACCCACUUCAAGUUUCUACCUUUGCGCACACAGAGAUGUUGUUCUGCACACCACUGUUGCUACUGAUGGUUAUUUGAGCUACUGUCACCUUCCUGUCAGCUGAACCAGUCUGCCCAUUCUUCUCUGAGUCUCUCAUUAACAAGGUAUUUUCAAAAUUGCAAAAUUAACAAAAUUGCAGCUCACCAGUUUUUAUUUUUUUGUUUGUUUGUUUUCACACCACACGAUGUAAACUCUAGAGACCGUUGUCCAUGAAAAUCCCAGGAGAUCAGCAGGGUCUGAGAUACUCAAACCACCCUGUCUGGCACCAACAAUUAUUCCACAGUCAGUCACUUAGAUCACAUUUCUUCACCACUCUGAUGUUUGGUGUGAACCUCUUGACCAUGUCUGGAUGCUUUUAAGCAUGAAGUUGCUGCCAGAUGAUUGGAUGUCCCUAAUAGAGUAAUCACUGAGUGCAUGUUGCACAGAGGAUUUGUCUAAUGUUACAUUUAUUAAAAGUGGGAUUAAGCACA
Molecule: messenger RNA, 3659 nt
Organism: Hypanus sabinus (Atlantic stingray)
Lineage: Eukaryota; Metazoa; Chordata; Chondrichthyes; Myliobatiformes; Dasyatidae
Product: myelin-associated glycoprotein-like
Exons: 10
Coding region: 77-2023 (648 amino acids)
Source: RefSeq, a predicted model, not a curated record